Messenger RNA from Blepharisma stoltei, 1208 nucleotides. NCBI's taxonomy places the organism in Eukaryota, Ciliophora, Heterotrichea, Heterotrichida, Blepharismidae. The record is from the annotation of a GenBank genome assembly.
AUGUCUAACUACUAUAAGCAAAUAAAUGAAAUAGAGCUUACUUUAGCAUUAAAUAAUAAAACCUUAUAUUUUUUAGACUAUUGAGAUUUAUAUUUAUUUAUGUAAACAGCUUUAUUUAAAAACACAAAGAAAUUUAUUUAUAAUGGAGAAUUAGAGAUUUCAUCAAUGAUAAAGGUGGAAACAAUAUUGCAGCAAAGCCACUACUAAGCAAAGAAACUAAAAGAUAUGAAUCCUUGAAUUCCCUGACCUAUUUUUCUAUGAUAGUAUUCUCUAUCGGAAUCAAAUGCUGGCAACCUUUAGCAAUUACAGCUUCUCAACAGCCUGACGGAACUUAUGCUUACAAUAAAACGAUGAUGGUGCUGUUAGGAGAAAUUUUCAAAUUCACCAUAAACACCUUUGUCUUCCUCUUAAUUUUUUCCACAGCUGAUUUAUCCAAAAGAGCAUCGCUUACGAAUAUUAGCCUGAAGCAAAGUGUCCACUUAUUAAUCCCAGCAAUUUUUUAUGCAGCAUCAAAUACCCUUGUAUAUUAUGGAUUAAGCUACAUCAAUCCUGGUGUUUUCCAUGUUCUGGGGAACGUAAGGAUAAUAAUUGCAGGAAUUUUGUAUCGGGUUAUUAUGAAAGUAAAACUGGCUGAUAUUCAAUGGCUUUCUUUAUGUUUACUAACUAGUGGAGCAGUCCUUUCGACUCCUCCUUCUAAUGGUGAAAACGACAGCUCUAAGUGAAGUGACUCUUUAUUAGGCUCAGUCUUUAUAACACUUAUGGUUUCAAUGAGCACAUUUGCAAGCGUUUAUACUGAAAUGUAUUAUAAGAGAACGAAAGAUGUCAGUAUAUGAUACCAAAAUGUUAUUUUAUCCAUUUAUGGGAUUAUAGUUAAUGCUAUUUAUUUGGGAUUCACAGAGCUGAUUGGCAGUGGAGAGCCAGGAAUUUUUGAAGGGUGAGAUUUUUAUGCGUUUCAAGCAGUCUUUGUGCAAGCAAUAAUGGGGAUGAGCCUUUCAUUUUUGUUCAAAUAUUUAGAUAACAUCGUUUAUGUGAUUUCUUUGACAGUUUCGAUGCUUCUGACUGCAUUUAUUAGUAUGUUUUAUUUUGAGUUUAAAAUCACUCCACCGUUUGUAUGCGCAUUAGUUGUGAUUAUUGCCUCUAUUUACCUUUAUAAUCGACCAAAAAUUAUCCAAAACUACCAGAUCGAUGAGAAAGCAUUUAACUUUUAG